Molecule: messenger RNA, 4302 nt
Organism: Adineta ricciae
Lineage: Eukaryota; Metazoa; Rotifera; Eurotatoria; Adinetida; Adinetidae
Source: the annotation of a GenBank genome assembly
AUGACUAUCUUCUCUUUAAUCAUUCUGUUCUUUCAACUACAAUUCAUCAAUGCUUGUCCACCAAUGUGUUCAUGCCAGGGAACGAUUGUUGAUUGUAGCAAUCGCAAUCUACAAGUUAUCCCGUCCGAAAUACCAAAAAACGUGUUUAAAUUAGAUUUACAAUUCAAUAAUAUAUCAAUUAUUCGCAAAGAUGAUUUCAAAGCCUUUCGUCAAUUGCGGAUCUUAAAUCUUCAAGAUAAUCAAAUACAUACGAUCGAUACUGACGCAUUUCGUGAUUUAACAUCAUUAGAAAAAUUACGACUCAAUGGCAAUAAAGUAAAUCACUUUGCAGAUGGCAUGUUCAAUACACUCAAACAACUUCAGCGAUUGGAUCUUAGCUCUAAUCGAUUACGUGCGAUUAAAACAGAUACAUUUCAAGGUCUACAUGAACUUACCAAUUUACAAUUGGAUCAUAAUGAAAUCGCAUGUAUUGAACCGGAAACCAUCAACGGUUUGAAACGGUUGGAAAUUAUAACGUUGAACUCAAAUAAUUUAACGACAUUACCUACGUUACCUUUCGCUCAACUUCUUCAUCUACGAGUUUUACGAUUACAUGAUAAUCCAUUCAUCUGCGAUUGUCGUUUACUAUGGCUCGCAAAGUAUCUUCGAGUGCAAUCAUUUCUCGGCAUUAAUACUCAAUGUCAAGAUUCUGAUACAUCGAUUUCGAAAGAUAUUGCAAUUUUAUUGAAUGACGAAGGGCGAUGCAACACGAUGGAUUAUGAAGAUAUUGAAUACAAAUGUAAUGUAUUUAUUUGUCCGUAUCCAUGCGUGUGUUUCAAUGGUGUUGUGGAUUGUAAAGACAAGGAGUUGACAGAACUUCCGCAAAAUAUCCCAGAUACUACGGUCGAAUUACGUUUGGAAAAGAAUCGGAUUAUAGAAAUUCCACCGAAGGCGUUUAGUUAUUUGAAACGUUUACGUCGUUUAGAUUUAAGCAAUAAUUUGAUUUCUAUCAUUUAUCCGAAUUCAUUUGCUGGUCUUCAAUCACUCAAUUCACUUAUUCUUUCCAACAAUCACAUUGUGCAUUUACCAUUCGCAAUCUUUCACCAUGGAUUUCUACAUUUGCAACUCUUAUUAUUAAAUGCAAAUAAAAUCGUUUGUAUACGUGGAGAUACUUUUUAUGGGUUGGAGAAAUUAAGUUUGUUAUCAUUAUAUGAUAAUCAAUUGAAAACAUUAGCAAAUGAUACAUUCAGUCCAUUGAAGAAUCUUCAAACAUUACAUUUAGCUCGCAAUCCAUUUAUAUGUGAUUGUCACUUACGUUGGUUGAAUGCAUAUUUACGUAACAAACCGAUUGAAACAAGUGGCGUUCGUUGUGCAGGACCGAGACGUAUGAUAAAACGAAAAUUUGGUGUAUUAAACGAUCGACGAUUUCGUUGUCGCAAUCGAAUGGAGUAUGAACAUACGGCCUAUGCCUCUCAAUGUGAUACACAAUGUCCGAAAGGAUGCACAUGUCAUAAAACAACCGUCAUAUGUCGAGGAUUGCAAUUACAAACAAUACCUACCGAUCUACCAGCAUUUACUACCGUUCUUGAUCUGCAAGAUAAUCUUAUCAAGCGAAUAUCUCGUGAGGAUGAUCUUCGACAUUUGAAAAGUCUUUAUACUCUUGAUCUACGAAAUAAUCGAUUGGACAAUAUUGAUGAUGAUGCGUUCGAUGGCGUUGAUUCAUUGAAUGAACUGUUUUUAAGUAAUAAUAGUCUUCACAAAGUAACAUCACAUAGCCUGAAUGGUUUGAAAAGUCUUCAAAUAUUAGAUUUAUCGAAUAAUCGUCUAAAAUGCAUUGAUCAAGGGUCAGUUGAUCAGUUGCAAACGUUAUCUGAAUUAAAUUUACAGUCAAAUCCAUUGAUAUGCAAUUGUCAUAUGAAAUGGUUGAAAUACAGUAAAUUCCUUACUGAUUAUCCGAAAUGUGUGUUACCAAUCAAACUCAACAAUACUCUAAUUGCAAAUGUUCCUGAUGAAGAAUUCAUCUGUAACUCGACAGACACGAACCUUUGUGCAACAUCGUCCUUCAAUAUUUGUCCGUCGAACUGUACUUGUUACAGUAAAGUCGUGCGAUGCUCUCAUGCUCAACUGACGCGUAUUCCCUACGAAGAGAUACCAAUUGAUACUGAAGAGCUCUAUUUCGAUUCGAAUCAUAUCGAAGAGAUUCCAAUCGAAUCAAUGAAGCGACUAGUUUCUCUGACGCGAGUUGAUUUCAGCUACAAUAGAUUACGUUCGAUAAAUGGAUAUCUAUUUUCAAACUUGACUCGACUUGAAACAUUGAUAUUAUCUUAUAAUAAAAUACAAUGUUUGGAUGUGAAUGCAUUUAAAGGAUUGAAGAAUCUAAGAAUUUUAUCACUGCAUGGAAAUGAAAUUGCUACCAUAACUGAGGGAACAUUCAAUGAUUUAACAGUUCUAUCGCACAUCGCAUUGGGUAGCAAUCCAUUCUAUUGUGAUUGUCAUCUCGCUUGGUUAUCAUCAUGGAUUAAAACCGAUUAUGUUGAGCCGGGUAUUGCUCGAUGUGUGGGUCCAAGUCUCAUGGAAAAUAAACUUCUUCUCACGUCUCCAAUCUCGUUUUUUCAAUGUUACAAUAAGAAUGAAUCAGACCAUUAUCAGCAUAAAUGCAAUCCUUGUUAUAAGAAUUCAAUCUCUUGUUUAAACAACGGUACCUGUCGUCCACUAUCAUUGAAUGAACAUAUGUGUGAUUGUUUACCAAAAUAUCAUGGUGAUUCUUGUGAGAAGAUUCGAAAUGGUUGUAUGAGCAAUCCAUGUGAACAACAGGGAACAUGUCAAUCUCUGGCUGACGGCCUCUUUCAAUGUUCAUGUUUACCAGGUUUCACAGGAAAACAGUGUGAAAUCAACAUAAAUGAUUGCAUUUCAAAUCGUUGUCAAAAUAAUGGUACAUGUAUUGACAGAAUCGAUGAUUAUUCAUGUUUAUGUUCGCCCUCAUAUACUGGCAAAUUUUGUGAAGAGGAAUUGAAUUGGUGUAGUGAAAAACUGACUCCAUGUCAAAAUAAUGGACGAUGCUUACGAACAGACACUGGAUAUAAGUGCGAGUGCGCGAUGAAUUUCAUAGGUAUUAAUUGUACGGAAACAGCUAACGAAUGUUCUAACCACGCUUGUCAAUUUGGUGUUUGUAUUCCUGAUGAUGGCAGAUAUACGUGUAAAUGUGAUGUCGGUUUUACUGGACAAUAUUGCCAAAUCGCUCCUGAGCUCAAAUCGUCGAAAUUACUUGUGCCAAUCAAAUGUACAGCAGAUUUUUGUUCUAACAAUGGUGUUUGCUACGAAGAAGCAAUCAAUAUCCUUCGUUGUCGUUGUUUCGCGGGUUAUAUAGGUGAACGAUGUAGUACGUUACAAAGUGUUCAUUCGAAAACAAACAAUUCAUUUAUUAAAUUACCAAAACCAAACUUAUAUCCACGUUUAAACAUAACAAUUGUAUUCAGUACAAAACAAAGUAGUGGUGUACUCGUGUAUUUUGGUCAUUUGGGACAUUUAGUAGCCGAGCUAUUCAUGGGACGUAUCCGAAUUAGUUACGAUGUCGACAGUUCACCUGGAUCAGUGAUAUUCAGUUAUGAUGCUGUUAAUGACGGGAAUAUUCAUGAGUUGCAGUUGAUUAGUAGUGGAAGCAAUUUUAGUUUAACAGUCGACCGAGGUUACACAAGACACAUCAGCAAUCGAGGUGGUGAUACUUAUAUGAAUACCAGUGACAUACAUACACUAUACAUUGGCGGAAUAUCAAAUGAAAUGAUUGAUAGAGCCCUUCAGUUAUGGCAUAUUCGUGAAGCAACCUCAUUUCAAGGUUGUAUUCAUGCACUCUAUAUAAAUAACAAUCCAGUCAAUUUUGCUGAUGUUGACUAUCGUCACAAAGUUUUACCUGGUUGUGAAACUGGCGAACAAAGCCAACUGUCAUGUACCUCAAUGUCGUGUCAAAAUGGGCAAUGCCAUCUUGAAGGCUUUACGCAUAAAUGUCGAUGUUACGAUGGCUUUACUGGACCAACAUGUAGUGAAAGUAAGUUGUCAUCACUGCCAGCAUCUCAACCAUGUGGUGUGAACAUUGAAACUGGAUAUUAUAUUGAUCCAACAACGAAAUGCUCGAGUGUAAAACGAUUACGUAUGACCAAAUGUCAUGGAGAAUGUUCGCCUUCAGCUUCUAAUGCCACGCAAUCGGCAUGUUGUAUACCAAUUGAGCCAAAACGUCGAUAUUUUCGAAUGAAAUGUACAAAUGGUUUUACUUAUCGACAAUCACUUGACUUUUUCAAACAAUGUAAAUGUUCAACAACUGUUUGUUAA